Molecule: messenger RNA, 3326 nt
Organism: Fundulus heteroclitus (mummichog)
Lineage: Eukaryota; Metazoa; Chordata; Actinopteri; Cyprinodontiformes; Fundulidae
Gene: vps13b
Product: vacuolar protein sorting-associated protein 13B
Source: RefSeq, a predicted model, not a curated record
GACGUUCGAGUCGUAGACGCUAUGGGAUGUAGCUGACAGGAGAAACACGUUUCAUUAAACAUUGAAUUCAAACAAAUAGGCGCCGGACAGAAGCUUGAAUCAAUGAAAAGAUGUUGGAGUCCUACGUCACACCGCUCUUGAUGAGCUAUGUGAACAAGUACAUAAAGAACCUGAAGCCAUCUGACCUGCAGCUUUCUUUAUGGGGAGGGGAUGUGGUGCUCAGCAAGUUGGACCUGAAGCUGGAUGUGCUGGAGCAGGAGUUGAAGCUGCCAUUCACAUUCAUGAGUGGCCAUAUCCAUGAGCUACGUAUCCAUGUACCCUGGACCAAGCUGGGCUCAGAGCCUGUGGUUAUCACCAUCAACACCAUGGAGUGCAUCCUCAAGCUAAAAGAUGGCGCACAGGAUGACCAUGACAGCUGCUCCAGUUCCACCAGCCGCAGUGUCUCAGACAGCUCCAAGUCUGCAACCAAGCCCCGCCGUCUGCAACAAGCAGCCCCCAGCGACCCAGACCUACCACCAGGUUAUGUGCAGAGUCUAAUCAGACGUGUGGUGAACAACGUGAACAUCGUGGUGAACAACCUCAUUCUUAAAUAUGUUGAAGAUGACAUUGUACUUUCGGUCAACAUCACCUCAGCAGAGUGCUACACUGUGGACGAAAUAUGGGAGCGGGCUUUCAUGGACAUAACCGCUCCAGAGCUGGUCCUGAGAAAAGUUAUAAACUUUGCUGACUGCACUGUGUGCUUGGACAAGAGGAACGCUAGUGGCAAGAUUGAGUUCUACCAAGAUCCCCUUUUAUACAAAUGCUCCUUCAGAACACGCCUCCAUUUUACUUAUGACAACAUCAGCUCCAAGAUCCCCUCGGUCAUCAAAAUUCACACAAUGGUGGAGAGCCUGAAAUUAUCCAUUACUGACCAGCAAUUGCCCAUGUUUAUCCGAAUCUUGGAGCUGAUCAUUGCUCUUUACUAUGGAGAAAUAGGACACAAAGAGAGUGAGGGUGAAGAAGGCAUCGGUCAUGUUAGGGAAGGCGGAGCAAGUUCACCUGGCACUGAUGUUGAAAUGGAAAGUUUGGGAUCUAGUCCUUAUUCCAGCCAGGACCUCUACAUGGAGACUGGAAGUCCUGAAGAUGGAGAUCCAGGGUUGGGUGUCCUGGGCAUGGUCCUUUGUCCUGCCAUUGUCGGCGCAGAGGAAGAAGGGGAGGGAGGCCUCUACAGCCAGGGGGAAACAGAAGGCAUUUCCAACAACCCUCAGCAGCACACAACUAAAGACCCGAUUGUUUCUAUCGGCUUCUACUGCACUAAAGCUUCCAUCACCUUCAAGCUGACGGAUACACAGUCAGAGAGCAGCUACUACAGCCCGCAGAAAGUCAAGUCUAGAGAGGUUCUCUGCUUGGAGCAAGAGGGAAUCACUAUUGAGGUGCUCAUGAUGGGGGAACCCUUCUUUAACUGUCAGAUUGGCUUUGUCGGCUGCCGGGCAUUGUGCCUCAAAGGCAUCAUGGGAGUUCGAGACUUUGAAGAAAAUCUGAACAGACGUGAAGAGGAUGCAGUUUUCUUCAGCUGUGGGGACAACCUGAAAAGUAAAGGAAUGACUUACCUUACCAACUCUCUGUUUGACUACCGUAGUCCAGAGAACAAUGGAGUAAAAGCUGAGUUCAUCCUAGAUUCUGCUAAUCACAAGGAGACCUACACAGAGAUAGCGGGCAUGCAGCGCUUUGGGGCUUUCUACAUGGAUUAUCUCUACACAAUGGAGAACAGCAGCUCCAAAGGUUCUCAGGACUUCUCUGUGUUGAAUACAGAGGAAUUAGUUCCUGCAGCUCAAGAGACCUCCAUGAAGAGGCUGGUGGUAGGACCUCUUGACAUCCGCCUCAACAGCAGUGCAGCCCACCGCAUCCUCAAGAUGAUCACUUGUGCCAUGGAUCACGAAUAUGAGCCUUAUUGCAAACCACAGCAAGAAAUGAUUGAGGCGUGCCAUGUUCCAGCUACUCCAGAGGAAAUAUCACGUUUAGAGGAGUUCAUCCCGACUAGACUCACUUCUGUCACUCUGCUCCAAGUCUCUGUUACUGUCUCCAUGGCAGAGUUCAACCUUCUUCACACACUAAUUCCUGUCAUCUUGAGAUAUAAGGCUACACCAAGACCGGUCUCUGUGCCUGUGUUUCAGCCACUGCACCCACUACCCUCCGUGCAGUUUCAGGUUGAAAGGGUAAAUUUUGACCACUCUGUCCCGAUGUAUGGUCCAGAGCUAGUCAGUACUGUCAGCAGCCUCAGCCAACCCCCAGACAACCUACUCCAUCACUGCUACGCACAUCUCUACCUCAAGGUUUUUGGGUUCCAGGCAGGCUUAACAUGCCAGGACCGCAUGGGGAACUUUCUGCCCCUGAUCUCCAUCAUCCCUUCUUUCAGCACAGCAAUCUAUGGAAAACUCAUACAGCUGCCCGCCUUUUGGUGCAAAAAGGCAUCAGUUCCUACAGCAGAGUGUAUUUUUGAGCUUCCCCACUUCACUGUUCAGGCCACGAGGCCUCAGACACUUUUGCUUCAAGCAAUCUGUCAGAGCUGGACCCACAGCAUGGUCAAUGGAUCCCCAGUGCCAAUUAGUGAAAGUCUGCACAAUGAGGUGUUUAAAGUUCCAGGUGUGAAAUAUCCAGGCCCGUCACCGAUUCUCGAGGGCUUGGUCCAAAAUCUGGAGCUGAAGUUCUGCAGCCGUGCGAUGGUGAAAUGUGCCUCGGGAACUGUGGGAGCUGUAAAAGUGUGCGCCAGGACCCCAGGUUCAGAGGAGAGCAUAAAAGAAAAGCUGGUUCCACUUAUUCAGGGCCCUUCUGACACCAAAGAACUUCAUAUGAGUCGCUGGCUUAAUGAGAUUCGCAAGCCUGAAUCUUUGUUGGCGCCGGACCUGCUAGCGUUUUCUGUUCAAGUGCCUCAGCAAGGAGAUGAUUGCAGGAACUCAGGUGCAAUCCUACUGGUCAGUGUCCAGGGAAUAGCUGUAAAUGUUGACCCAAUCAUCUGCACAUGGUUAUUGUAUCAGCCUCAUAGAGGGAGCAGCAGGAAGCAGCAACAGAAUUCAGGUCCAGUUCCUUUGGUCAAAAGAAGAGAAGAUGAGGUGUCAGUGGGGAGCGCACCACUGGCCAAACAGCCCUCUAAUCAGGCUUCAGACUACGCAAGCAGCCCUAUGAAGACCAAAACAGUGACAGAAUCACGUCCUAUGUCCAUCCCGAUGAAGGUGAUGCCAGACUUUGCAGUUGACGAGUCUUGGGCGACCAGCGAGGAGCGAAUGAAGGAGCUCUUCAGUCAUGCCUGGGAUGCUGUUAAGCGACUUACUCUUCAGGUAAUCCCCUAG